GUUGUGGAGUUACUAUAAGUUUUAAUAUGAGGUAGGAUGAAUUUUAAGUUUUGGAUAACCCAGUCGAAUGAGAACUUUGAUUUGAUCAAAAAAAAAUUUGAUAUGGUCCUAUAAACAACAACAAAGCAACGGAAAUGAAAGAAGGUGAAACCAACCAACAGAAAACAACAACACGACGACUGGUAAGCAGCGAAGCUGAGAAAGUAGUAAUAGCAGUGAAAAAAGAAUAUCGUCGGAUUCCAGCUCAUCUUCGACUUUCGGUGAUGACCCCACCGAUGUAAACCCUAAUUUCGAUCCCAAACUAAUGGAUGAACGGUUUGGUUUGUUGACAUUGACUGAAUCGGUCGGAUUGGAACAUAAUCAUCGUGAAAAUGGCGAUGGAAUCGCUAAUGGAUCACUGAAUCAUGAGAGAAUCAAUGACGAUGACAAAGACGAUGAUCGAUUACGAGUGAAGAAUGAGGAAAUGUUUGGCGAUAAAGGGUUUUUGAGUCCCAGCAGUAGCAGAUACGCCGCUGAGAGAGGGAGCAGCAGCGCAACGAGCACGUCCAGGAUCGAUGAAGCUAGUGAGAUUGACGAUAGUGAGAUUCAGGUAAUGAGAGACGAUGGGUCACUUGAAGAAAUCACCAAUUCUCAGGCUUCUUCUUGGGUGUCCGGUAAACGCCACGUCGAUGAGGAUGAUGCUUCGAUAUCAUGGAGGAAGCGAAAGAAGCACUUUUUUAUUUUGAGUAAUUUUGGCAAACCAAUAAAUUCCAUAUAUAGUGAUGAACACAAGCUAGCUAGUUUUUCAGCAACACUUCAAGCUAUUAUUUUUUUUAUGGAGAAUGAGGGAGAUCGUGUCAAAUUGGUGAAGGCUGAGAAACACCAGGUAGUCUUUCUUGUGAAGGGACCAAUUUAUUUAGUUUGCAUUAGCUACAUAGAGGAUCUUUUUGAAUCAUUAAAAGGAUAA
Messenger RNA from Durio zibethinus, 946 nucleotides. The record is from RefSeq and is a predicted model, not a curated record. Lineage: Eukaryota; Viridiplantae; Streptophyta; Magnoliopsida; Malvales; Malvaceae.